AUGCUUGCGAUUGUGCUGGUUUCGUUAGCGAAGGUCGGACCGGUCGUUGCGAUCACUGCGUCAGAGGCAGGUCCCGUCUACUCUCCAAAUAUGCCUUGCUAUGACAUAACCAAGGAUCAAAUGGUGUUGUCGACGGCGCCGAACAACAGCCUCAUUUUGGCCACUGACCUAGCUGCUGCCUUAUGCUGCCUAGUAAACAAGAGGAUGACCUGGAUUACGACGAAUAUCUAUCUUCCAGGAAAGACUGCAGACACUCAAGCUCCGACCAAGUUUGGAAUGGCCAAGCCAGGUACACUCGAUGCCGUCUUGACAGAGGUCACCCUUCCCAACUCCGAUCCUGCUGGAGUCACUGGCGUCAAGAAAAAUUCCAGUUGGUGGCCUUACGGGUUCAAAACGGCAUAUAAUGAUCUUUACAUCCAGAAUGGCCAACCCAACUCUUGCCAGAAUGCACUGGAAGCAAUGACAGGCUUUAAAGCCACCACAGUCACGCUUCAAUCGAAUGAUACUGCGGCCAAGAAUCUCUUUCGGGAUCAGCUAGUACAGUAUGCUGAUGGUUCACCUAUCAUCCUAGGUCGGAAGAAUAGCUCGAACGAUUCGCCGCAAUCGGACUGCCAAGCGGUGCUCACCACAAAUGGGACCAAACCCGAUAUUAAUGUUGUCGUCUUCGAGAAUUUUGUAGGAUGGAAGACAAUUGCGUUUGAUGAUCUCUUCCCGGACGUGGUCCAAUACACCCACCUCACUAAUUGGGACUACUUUGCAGGUCUGCCCAUAGGUGGUAAGGCUGCCAAUAGCAGCCAACCCCCGAAAGACCCUUCGUCGUCGUCGAACAGUUCAUCAAAAAGUGCGCCCGCAGCGAACUCGACGUGUCUGUCAGGACCUCAAGAUCAAGCACCGUUCACAGUCACUGUCAUCGUCAAUCAGACGGCCGGGGCAGGAGGGGUUUCAUGUAAAUGUUAG
Messenger RNA from Tremella mesenterica DSM 1558, 957 nucleotides. RefSeq lists its product as uncharacterized. The record is from RefSeq and is a predicted model, not a curated record. The transcript is spliced from 7 exons. Lineage: Eukaryota; Fungi; Basidiomycota; Tremellomycetes; Tremellales; Tremellaceae. Bases 1 to 957 code for a protein of 318 amino acids.